AUGGUAGCCAAUGCCGAACGUCAACAUCAAGCUUUUGAUGACUCUACACCAGUUUUGAUGGAUGAAAAGAUGCAAAUGGAUGCCGCAGCGACUGGACAAAAGGAUAACUCGAAAAAGGCUUAUUUCCGUGAAUUUCGCAAAGUGCUUGAAAAUGCUGAUGUUGUAUUGGAAAUCUUGGAUGCUCGUGAUCCUUUAGGAACAAGAACAAAACAUGUGGAAAGAAUGAUCAUGGAUAGUGGAUUGGAUAAGAAAGUGAUUUUGGUAUUGAACAAAAUAGAUCUUGUACCUAAAGAAAAUGUGGAAGCAUGGUUAAAAUACCUUCGAAAUGAAUAUCCAGCCAUUGCAUUUAAAGCAUCGACACAAAAUCAACGUAGCAAUUUAGGACAAUCAUCAGUAUCCACAGGAACUGCCACGGAAAACUUGUUGAAUUCAUCAGAAUGUAUUGGUGCAGAUACCUUGGUCAAACUACUCAAGAAUUACUCACGUAACAUCAACAUCAAAACAUCGAUCACGGUUGGGAUCAUUGGCUAUCCAAAUGUAGGCAAGUCAUCCGUCAUCAACUCUUUAAAACGAUCCAAAGUAUGUGGUGUAGGUUCUACUCCUGGAUUUACCAAAGUGGCACAACAAAUUACAUUGGAUAAAAAUAUCAAGUUAUUAGAUUGUCCUGGGAUUGUAUUUGCUCAACAAGGACAAGAUGGUCAGACGGAUGCUGAAAUUGCAUUGCGGAAUUGUAUCAAGGUGGAACUAUUGGAAGAUCCUGUGACGCCGGUGGAGGUGAUUGUUAGUCGAUGUACAACAGCUAGUUUAAUGGCUCUUUACAAUAUUGGUUAUUUCAACAAUGCUCAUGAAUUCCUGGUCCUUUUGGCUCAACAACGUGGGAAACUUUUAAAAGGUGGUGUGGCCGAUAUACAUCAAAUAGCUCGACAUGUGUUGAAUGAUUGGAACAGUGGCAAAAUCCCCUUCUUUACCGUACCUCCCUCUUCCAAACAAAGUCAUAUUGAAGCCUCCGUGGUAUCGAAUUGGAGUGAAGCUUGGAAUCCUAAUAAUAUGCUUGUAGAUGAUCAAAUGAUAGAAUAG
This is a messenger RNA of Halteromyces radiatus, 1077 nucleotides long. Its product is annotated as P-loop containing nucleoside triphosphate hydrolase protein. Lineage: Eukaryota; Fungi; Mucoromycota; Mucoromycetes; Mucorales; Cunninghamellaceae. Bases 1 to 1077 code for a protein of 358 amino acids. The transcript has 2 exons. Gene Ontology annotation, cellular component: nucleolus. The record is from RefSeq and is a predicted model, not a curated record. Gene Ontology annotation, molecular function: GTP binding.